Radiomyces spectabilis is the source of this 525-nucleotide messenger RNA. RefSeq lists its product as uncharacterized. The transcript has a single exon. NCBI's taxonomy places the organism in Eukaryota, Fungi, Mucoromycota, Mucoromycetes, Mucorales, Radiomycetaceae. Gene Ontology annotation, cellular component: nucleus. The record is from RefSeq and is a predicted model, not a curated record. Bases 1 to 525 code for a protein of 174 amino acids.
AUGGCCGACUAUGAUGUGACGCAGUACCGCGAUUCUGUGCGUGGAUGGAACGAGGAUCCCAAAAAGUACUUGAAUCGUUACUACACGAUCCACUAUUACGUUGAAACCAAACAGACCCAAGAAAACAAGCCCAAAGUAGGCAAUAUCUACGUCCGUCAGUCGCCCAACAAGAUUUGCGUUUUGGGAUUUGCCCCUGAUCAUCCCAUCUACAAGUACGACCCACUUACUAGCCGCAUCACAGUUCGUCCAUGCACCGAUGUCUUGGGCAAAAAAGUCAAACCGUCGACGGUAGUGUGUGAAGUGGACAUUGACGGGCAUAUAUACCAAUUGCAGGCUCGUAUGGGCGGAGUGCUCAAAGAUCUGAAUCCGCGUCUCGUCAAGGAACCUCAGUUGUUAUGGGAACAUGGAAUGGACGAAGGCUAUGUGGCCAUCAUUCUUCCCCAAUUUGAAGCAACCGAAAAGCAGUUGGCUCAAUUUAUCACCAGCGAGGCAUAUGACUCGCACCGAGCGCAAUCUCAAUCAUGA